AUGGCGCAAAACCCCCCAAAGGUCGAGGCCACUGUUGGCUCCGAAGAGGCACGACAAAAAGGAAAGGCCACUCCAGACACGAUCAAGAUAGGAUGCAUUGCGAUGGUGACAAAGGACGGCUUUCCGCGCCGGGCCGAAAUUCUCAGCAUCAAAGAAACGAGGAGCGGCCGGCAAUUCUACUGCAACUUCGACAACUUCAACAAGCGCCUCGACGAGUGGGUGCCGGUAUCCCGGAUCGACUUCGACCAGGACGUGGAGUGGCCGAAUCCCGACAAGGACAAGCCCAAGGACGGAAAGGGGAAGAAAGGAUCCACGGCGCCGUCCAAGAAGUCGCAGCCGAAGAAGUCCCAGAAGCGGCCGAGCAAGAGGGAGCAGUCGGUGACAUCAGCGUCCGAGGUCACCACGCCGCACCCGUUUUCCGACACGGUCGAGUCGAACCAAAAGUUCACGCCCGCCGCCGAGGAGAGCCAGGCGCAGACGCCCGCGAAUGGCGAGGUCACGUCGACGACGACGACGAGGACGACGCCGGCGGCGGCGGCGGCGGGGGGCGGCGGGGACGAGAUGGACGUCGACGGCGAAGAAGUGCUACGGGCGGGAGCGGCGAUUGCGGCGCCCAAGCGCGCCGAGACGAACGGGUUCAGCCGCGAGGCGGAGAUUGAGAAGCUGAGGACACACGGCAGCAUGACGCAGAACCCGGCCGAGAUCUCGCGGAUCCGGAACAUCUCCAAGGUGCAGUUCGGGAAACACGACCUCUUCCCCUGGUACUUCUCGCCGUACCCGGAGGCCUUCGGCAUGGAAGACGUCAUGUACAUCUGCGAGUUUUGCCUGGGGUACUACGGCGACUUCAAGUCCUUCUCGCGGCACCGGACGAAGUGCACGCUGCAGCACCCGCCGGGCAACGAGAUUUACCGGGACGAGUCGGUCUCGUUUUUCGAAAUCGACGGGCGGAGGCAGCGGACGUGGUGUCGGAACCUGUGUCUCCUGUCCAAGAUGUUCCUCGACCACAAGACGCUCUACUACGACGUCGACCCGUUCCUGUUCUACGUGAUGACGGUCCGAGACGACAAGGGCUUCCACCUCGUGGGGUACUUCUCCAAGGAAAAGGAGAGCGCGGACGGCUACAACGUCGCCUGCAUCCUUACGCUGCCGCAGUACCAGCGCAAGGGCUACGGGCGGCUGCUGAUCCAGUUCUCGUACGAGCUGUCCAGGAUCGAGGGCAAGCUGGGGUCGCCGGAGAAGCCGCUGUCGGACUUGGGCCUCCUGAGCUAUCGGCAGUACUGGGGCGAGAACAUUAUCGAUCUCCUUGUGGGGUUCAACGAGCGGGACGACCGGGUGACGAUCGAGCACAUCUCCACGGCGCUCGCCAUGACCCCGCAGGAUGUGGAGCACACGCUGGGGGCGCUGAGGAUGCAGAUCUACCACAGGGGCGAGCACAAGAUUGUGAUCCCGGAGAAGUUGAUCCUGCAGUGGGAGAAGCAGAAGACGAAGAAGAGGCGCGUGAUCGACCCGUCGCGUAUCCAAUGGAAGCCACCGGUGUUUACCGCUUCGAGUAGGACAUGGGGGUGGUAA
Messenger RNA from Sodiomyces alkalinus F11, 1569 nucleotides. Its product is annotated as histone acetyltransferase ESA1. Gene Ontology annotation, biological process: regulation of DNA-templated transcription. NCBI's taxonomy places the organism in Eukaryota, Fungi, Ascomycota, Sordariomycetes, Glomerellales, Plectosphaerellaceae. Gene Ontology annotation, molecular function: histone acetyltransferase activity. The transcript is spliced from 2 exons. The coding region runs from base 1 to 1569 and encodes 522 amino acids. The record is from RefSeq and is a predicted model, not a curated record.